This is a messenger RNA of Aplysia californica (California sea hare), 3795 nucleotides long. RefSeq lists its product as uncharacterized. Gene Ontology annotation, biological process: signal transduction. NCBI's taxonomy places the organism in Eukaryota, Metazoa, Mollusca, Gastropoda, Aplysiida, Aplysiidae. The record is from RefSeq and is a predicted model, not a curated record. Gene Ontology annotation, molecular function: protein binding.
CUCCCCUGUUCCUUUUAAAAAUUAUAAAAAGAAGUAACUCGAACGGAGGAGGGGCGGAGUCUUUUUUCUUGUAUUUUGCAUUUAUGACAAAGUACAUCAUGUUUUUUUCUCCUUUUCCCCCUACAGCUCCGACCAGUUCUCGACCACCGCAUGCCCACUCUCGUCACGAAAAAUGCCUUCGGACCGGAGUCAGCCUUUCAGCCCGACAUGAGCGGACUGCAAGCCUUGACCGCAACGCCCCCGCGCCACAUGCGUGACGUCAGAGCAGCCAUGCAGAGGGAGUUAAAAUCUCUGACCAAACUGCUGCAACGUGUGGAGAAGGCGUACUAUGGGGAACGAGGAAACAUUAACAAUGAGGUUGAGCAUUAUGUCUACUCAGUGAAGAUGCUCAUGAAAUCUCUCAUGAUCUUUGACCUGAACAACACUGCCGCUGUGGACGAUAUGAUCAAACUGGCCUCUAAUCCUUCACGCUACACAGGGGAGCCCAAGUAUCUGAAAGACCUCAAGGAGAUUUACAUUAAGCGUGUUCUAUUCGUAGUCCUUUUCGCGGACGCCUGCACUCACCUUCGAAACGUCAUAGAGGUCAUGAGGGCAUGGGUCAAGGCCGACGAGAACUACUCCUCCUACGUCAAGAAUGAUCUCAACGAACUGGACUCUCUCAAGGAAGACAAGGUCCGCGACUUGCGUGAGUGCCGCCAGAAGAGCCACGGGCUCACCUACAAGCUGACUCAGCAGGAAGUAGACUACUCACGCCUGGCCGCCGACGUGAACUCCCUGAGGGAGAAGGAAGGAUCUCUGCGCAUUGAGGAGGUGCAUCUGGCCAACCUUAACACAGACACAGAGCGAGAGGCGCUGAAAGAGAAGCUUCCACUCUUGGCCCGUCAGAUCGCCGCCGUUCGCCUCAAGCGGACCUGGAUCGACGACAAGAUGGGAGCUCUCGACCGCCUCUCUCACGGCAUGCUGGAAACCAAACGGGAACUCAAACAGGUUGACAUCGACCGAGCCCGUCGGGAGAAGGAAUACUCGGAGGUGGAGCGUGCUGUGGACGUGGCAAAGAGAGUGCUCAUGUGUAAGACUGCCAGCGACUCUGUGGAGAAACUUUACUACAAAGUGCCCAUGGCGGCUCGGGCGGCCAGAGUUGUCAAGUCCAAGGAGGAAGGAAAUAUUGCAGACCCUGUCGACCGCGCAUGCGCCAUCAUCUGCAAGCGCAUCGAGCGCGACUGGACCGCCCUGUACCGUGCACUGCCCUUCCAUCCUAUCCGCGGCUCGGAGACCAUCAGCCAGGACAUCGUGGACCUGACGCAAGGGGGCGCUCGAGGAGCCUACGCCCUGGUGGCGAGGCGGGCCUUAGACCGGUGGCGCCGCUACCACACUCGCAGCAGCGUAGAGGACUUACGCCAAGCCCUGAGGAAGAUCCGACGUCUGGAUAUCCUGAAGACCGUAGAUCUCAUCCUGACGCCUCCGGCCAAGGUGAUCACCGCGCCUUUCGAAGUGGUGGAGGAGCCAGCGCCCCCUGUCGAGGCGCAUCUCAUUCCCUUCUACAAGCAAAUAGAGCGCUACGAUCAGAUCAGGGCAAACAGGCUUGCGGCCGAGGCGGAGGCAGAGAGGAGACGGAUGGCUAAGUUAAAAGCCGCGUAAUUACGUGUAACUCUUUCCCCACGCUAAUAGCCUUGAUACUUAACUUUUAACUCAUUGAGGACGAGUGUUCUGGGUUUUUCAACAACGCAUGAAGACUGGUUGGUUCGUAGCUCUUAAAAAAAGAGCUCAACGUCGUUAUUCUUGCAGCUUUUUCAAUUGUGUUUCCUUCAUCUGAAACGUAAAAAGGCAGGCGUACUCUGCACAUUCAUUUUUCUGAUUUGUGUAUGAUGGUUUGAAAUCUGCCGCAGCAUCACCUCUGGUCUGCUGAUGAUAUGACAUAUUAUGUGUUCACCGCGUCCUUUAAGUGUUAACAGCACAAUCAAAGAACAAAAGGAGCAGUAGGAGGUUAUAUUCACCUUACACCUCAGUUGCUGGCGUGCUUUAUACUUAUCUGAGCAUUUAGGUGGAUAACUUGAAGUCAAUUCGCUGGCUUUCAUCUGUACCUGGGAAGUAUUAUAUUAUCAUUCAUCUUUAGCAGGCCCUUACACAACCAUAAGUAAUUGGUGAUUGGAUAUGGCGCAACCAACGAGAAGUGUAAAGAAGAGUGCAUUUUCGAUAUACCAAAGGAAGGAUCAAACAUGUGUAAAAGCUAAAUUAUUAUUAUUUCGCCUUUCGAGAACGUAGGCAGAAAGUUCUCUUCUGAACCAAGACGAAUUUUUUUCUGCGUUACGUAGCCGAAGCAGCAAGAGAUAUUGGACAUGUAGCCACUAAGAUCGCGAAAAUGUACUUUCGAGAAACUCUUAUUAAUGUAAUACUUUCGUCACCGUUGCUGCCUUCGUUCCUUCUCUCAACUUGCUGACACAUGCCCUGGGCUGUUUGAGACUUGUACCAUUUCGUAUGAAACAAGGAGGCUUUACUCUCAUCACCCGCUGGUCAUCGGCGUGCUUGUCGUCAACCGAACGACAUGAUUGAGGUUACGUAAAAUAAAGACCUUCAGUUUCAAGGGAGUUACACACAGAUUCCAGAAGGCAACAGGACCUCACCUCGCUAUUAACUCACCCAGAACGCCAAUUCUGGUCCUUCGACAACGCUUGAGAAUGCCCUGUUUUAGCGGCACUUUCAAAAAGAAGCACAAUAUUAACUUCUUUUGUUCUUACAGAUGUUUCACCUGUUUACUUUACCUAUAACGUUUUUUAAAAAGGCAGGAAUACUGUGAAAUAUGCAAUUCGUGUUUCUGAUGAUGGUUCUAAAAGUGCUGCAACAUGAUCUUUGGUCUGCUGAUGAUUGGACAUAAUUAUCAUCAUAUUAUGUGUCCGCUACGUCACCAACGAGUUAAUUAAGCUGACAUGUUUAAUGACGCACGCUGGAUGGAAUCAGUCUGACAAGACGAAACUCAAACUCAAACACAAAAAGGCAAAAAAAAAAGAAAAAAAAAGAAGAACAAUCUAGGCGGACAUUUUUGUUUGAGUGCGACGUGAAAAUCGCAACCUUCGUACUGUAAACCUUUUACAUGAAAGGAAGACGGCUUCAGUUCGUUUGUUAAGUUAAGUCAGCAUGCCUUGAAUACCAACCGCGUUCUCAUGUUCUUGAUUAUAAAAUAAUAUGCAGUUGCGAGCACGGUAACACUUACCAAACUGGAGACUCACCAUACCAAGUGUGACCGACCAUCUCUCUCCUAUACCUGGCGGAGGACGUAACAGUUUUGCUGAAGUCAGGAGCUUCCAGAUGGAAAACUCAAAUAGCCACUCCUAUGAUUUUUUAUUUGAAAAAAUUUUUUUUUUUUUUGGGGGGGGGGGGGUCUCAUUUUCAUCGAAAACCCCAUUGUACCACAAUUUAUUUAUCGAGCACUUUAAUUUCAAGUGUUUUUACGCCCCUACCGACACAAUUUAGAUCACUUUGGGGACGGGUUUCCAAUCUAAUAUGUCAGGACCAACGGGACUGAGAGCGAAGGAUUAAAAUGUAUCUAUCUAGAAUCGCCAGCUGCACCAGUUGCAGGGAACUGUCAAUGUGACAAAACUAAGUAUUAUCUUAAAUAUAUCUGCUAUUAUUUCUUUUUUUUUUUGGGGGGGGGGGUACCUCUUGGUUCUACUUGUGCUUUAUGCACACGCCAGUUUGUUUUGCAGAGAUGCGCUGUUGAAUACAUAUUUGCUAUCUUGUUCACUUUCUGAGAAUUAUGAUAUUUUUCAUACAUUUGUCACAUUGUGUCUCCAUCUACCA